Messenger RNA from Exaiptasia diaphana, 997 nucleotides. RefSeq lists its product as uncharacterized. The record is from RefSeq and is a predicted model, not a curated record. The coding region runs from base 124 to 924 and encodes 266 amino acids. The transcript has a single exon. Lineage: Eukaryota; Metazoa; Cnidaria; Anthozoa; Actiniaria; Aiptasiidae.
CGUUACGAGACAGUGACGAAAGUGUGCCGAGUGUCUCCGAGUAAAGCCACGCCUACCGACUUGACUUUCGCCACUAAGUUCGUGGCUGUCUACUUGUUCAUAAAAGUAAAGGGAUCCCGACCGAUGACGUAUCAGUACUUAACAGUGGAUAUGGUCGAAACAGCAAAGAGCAAUGGAGGCUUUAUCGACCAGAAGAAAUUCAAGACGGCCGCACGAUAUGGAUUUGAUAGUCUCUACUUAUCUGAUACUAGUCUUCAAGUUCUUGAUGCCUACAUCAUCCAGGUGCGUCCACUUUUAAAGCCGACUUGUGACUAUGUCCUCGUGACGAAAAAUGGCGGRCAACACAGUAAGAUUGGCGAACUCAUGGGCAAGAUGGUAUUUGAUGCCACGGGCAAAUAUAUUCACCCGACGCGCUACCGACAAAUUGUCGAAACUGCUAGUCAGGAACGGUUGAACAGCCAAGAACAGGAAACGAUUUCCGAAGAUCAAAAGCACAGCUCGGUAGUGGCUAAAGUUCAUUAUCAAAAGAGACGAUCACGCGAAGUGGCGACGAAGGCUCACGAGUGUAUGAAAAAGUUGCAUGGAAAAAGGGGAUCGCAGCUAGACGAUGAGGUCAACGUCCGACUCUCGGACAGCCCAAAUACAUCUCCAAAUGACAAGGAUGAAUGUGAGAGCACGUCCUCAUCUUUCCCAGCUCCCAAAACGAGAAGCAUUGCCGACGAUUCCGCAAAGUCCAGCCAGGGCAGAAAAAGGAAAAUGCUACUCUUUAGUUUAGAGGAAGACAACUGUUUGAAAUUAGGAAUCGCGCGCCACGGGUUUGGACAGUGGUCUUCAAUAUUGAAAGAUCCCGAUUACAACUUUCAAAAAGGAAGGACUGCAAAUUCGUUGCUCAACAGAGCUUCGCGAAAAUUUUCAACCUUAUGAUUACCAUGAGAACUCAUUCAUAAACUCGUAUAUUUGACUGAAUAAUAGAAUGARGAUGACACUCAAACUCAAG